AUGGAAAAUUCGUCCGAGACGAGGGAGAAGCAGUCGCAGGUUCUAAAGAAGACGGAGGCGUCUGAGACCGUUGAGCAUUCGAUCUCAGAGGUAGAAGCCGAGCGUACUCGCACAAUUGAAGGCCAUCUCAAUGCCACUGAAGACGACAUUCUCGAGGCCAAGGAGCUGGCUGCUUCCAUGACCUUGGAGCAAGUCCGCAGUCUGAUGAAAAAUGUGUUGGCUAUCCACAAUGGGGAUCCAAACUUCCCCCACGUCAUUCUGCAGAAUAUCCAGGAAUUUAUGAAUAAUACUGAUGUGAUGGUUCAUCCCGAAAAGCACGAAAGCCUCGUCCAAGAAAUGAAGCUUGAAGCUGCUCUCAUCACCAACAACAGUCCAUACGCCGAAGUCCGCGCCGUUACAGACAACCACGACGACCCCAGCAUGCCGGUUUCUACGAUCCGGGCCUGGACCAUCGGUAUCCUCUUUUCAUGCCUCCUUGCCUUUGUCAACCAGCUCUUCUCCAUCCGUCAGCCGCCCAUCCGAUUCGACACGAACAUGGCCCAGCUACUCGCCUAUCCGGUCGGCAAAGCAUGGGAGAAGUGGAUGCCCAAAAAGGAGAUGCGAAUUCCCUUCACAAGCCAGGCCAUCAACCUGAACCCAGGAAGAUUCAACAAGAAGGAGCACAUGCUCAUCGCCAUCAUGGCCAACACGGCUCGAAGUCUGCCUUACACGCAGUACAUCGUCUGGACCCAGGUGCUUCCUCAGUACUUUAACCAGCAGUACGCUCGUAGCUUUUCUUACAUCUUCCUCAACGGGUUUGCUACCAACUUUAUUGGCUAUGGUCUGGCUGGCCUAACGAGAAAGUUUCUCGUGUACCCGUCAUACUGCGUAUGGCCCAGAUCCCUCGUCACCAUUGCCCUCAAUACCGCUCUGCACAACGAGGACAACCACCCCGUGCAGGGACCGUUUGGCAAGAUCUGGAACAUUUCAAGAUACCGAUUCUUCAUGAUUGCUUUUGCGGCCAUGUUUGUUUACUUUUGGUUCCCAAACUACUUGUUUCAGGUUCUUACGUACUUUACAUGGAUGACGUGGAUUGCUCCUGACAAUGUGCACUUGAACAUUCUGACCGGGAUGCAGAAUGGUCUCGGCCUUUUCAAUCCACUUCCUACGUUUGACUGGAACGUCAUCAACUUUAACGAGACUGACCCCCUGAUGAUCCCAUCCUUCUCAACAUUCAACUUUGCUGGCGGCAUGUUCAUCACAGGCCUCUUCAUCCUUGGCGUCUGGUACUCCAAUACCUGGAACACGGCGUAUCUCCCCAUCAACAGCAACCGCAUCUACGACCAUUUCGGCAAGCUGUAUAACGUGUCGCGGACCCUGGACAACCGAGGCAUGUUCGACCUUGAAAAAUACAGCAAGUACUCUGCGCCUUACAUGACUGCUGCCAACUCGCUGGUUUACGGGUUUUUCUUCGCCAUCUACGCCGCCGUGAUUACACACGUCGUUCUCUACCACCGCUAUGAACUCAAGAUGGGCUUCAAGAACCUCGUUAAGGGACUGCGAUGGAGGCGCAACAAGAAGGAGGGGGAGACUGAGCAGGGCAAUCAGCGUGCGGCGGAUGGCGAAUACCUCGAUAUUCAUAACCGUCUCAUGUCUGCGUAUCCCGAAGUGUCCGAGUGGUUCUACUUCCUUACUCUCAUCAUUUCCAUCGUCUUUGGCGUCCUCGGCAUUGCGCUCUGGCCCACGUACACGUCGCCGGCCGUCGUUCUGUACGGCAUAUGGCUGUGCAUCAUGUUCGUCGUUCCCGUCGGCAUCGUCGCCGCCAUGACGGGGAUAGAAGUAACCCUCAACGUGCUCGCCGAAUUUAUCGGCGGCAUGAUUGUCGAGGGCAACGCCUUGGCAAUGAACUUUUUCAAGUCCUACGGAUAUGUCACUUGUGCCCACGCGCUUUCCUUUGCCAACGACUUGAAACUCGCCCACUACGUCAAGAUUCCUCCCCGCGUCACCUUUUCCGCGCAAAUGAUUGCCACGCUUAUAUCAACCCUGAUUUGCACCGGCAUCCUCAAGUUCCAGAUGGAAAUAAGCGGCGUCUGCACCCUCAACCCGCCCAUGCGCUUCCGAUGCCCCGGCCCAAACACUUUUUUCACCGCGUCCGUGCUUUGGGGCACCAUUGGUCCCAUCAAGGUGUUUGGCAAGAAUGGCCAGUACAGGUGGCUGCUUCUAGGCUUCCCGCUGGGCGUCGCCCUCGUCCUCGUCUUCUACGGCCUCAAAAAGCUGUGGCCGAAUAACCGCGCCCUGAGGCAGGUUCACCUUGUUGCUGCGAUUGCGGGGGGUUUGCAGUGGGCUCCUUAUAGCUUUUCAUAUUCAUUCCCCGCCGUCCCCGUAGCUUGGUUCUCGUGGAUCUACAUCCGUGGGCGGUACCUCGAUUUUUGGUCCAAGUACAACUUUGUUCUAUCGGCCGCGUUGUCUGCGGGCAUCGCCAUAUCUGCCAUCAUCAUGCUCUUCUCUGUGCAAUGGGUCGGGGUUGAGAUUGAGUGGUGGGGCAACACGCAGCCGUCUGUCGGGUGUGAGGGCAAAGCAUGUACGAUCAAGUCGUUGGCUCCGGGAGAGAGGUUCUAUCCGUGGUGGGAUGCGGGCAAGGUUCCGGCCCCGUAG
This is a messenger RNA of Metarhizium album ARSEF 1941, 2634 nucleotides long. RefSeq names its product Tetrapeptide transporter, OPT1/isp4. Gene Ontology annotation, biological process: transmembrane transport. NCBI's taxonomy places the organism in Eukaryota, Fungi, Ascomycota, Sordariomycetes, Hypocreales, Clavicipitaceae. The coding region runs from base 1 to 2634 and encodes 877 amino acids. The record is from RefSeq and is a predicted model, not a curated record. The transcript is spliced from 13 exons. Gene Ontology annotation, molecular function: oligopeptide transmembrane transporter activity.